This is a messenger RNA of Bradysia coprophila, 496 nucleotides long. It is a transcript of the gene BORCS7, whose product is annotated as BLOC-1 related complex subunit 7. Gene Ontology annotation, cellular component: BORC complex. The record is from RefSeq and is a predicted model, not a curated record. NCBI's taxonomy places the organism in Eukaryota, Metazoa, Arthropoda, Insecta, Diptera, Sciaridae.
AGGUUCCAACGAAAAUACAUUUGCUAUGACAGCAAUUGACCAAUAUGUGACUGGAGUGUCAUCUCAACUCGGACCGUCUUCAGCAACUGAUGACACUAACUCCGAGUCAUUUGCGAAUGUGUUGUAUCGAUCCGAAGGAACUCCGUCUGCAACCGAUAACGAAAGCGAAAUUGACGAAGACGGAGUGAUUUGUGUUAAGGGCGAUCCGCAGAAAAAGAAAUUGUAUCGCGAUGAGCUGGGUUCAAUUGGUGCGGGCCAACUGCAAAUGAAUCUUUAUGCUGACGUCAAGGGAUCGUGCGACAACACGAAGAUGUUUGUGAGACCCUCUUCCGAUGGUACAGUAAAAAAGCUUUGCUGUCCAUUUUGCCUGAAGUUGUAUCCGAAGCUGGCACGACAUUUGGAGGAUAUGCAUGAGACGGAGGCUAAAGUGAGGGAGUUCAUCAACCUGCCAAAACGUAAGUCAAAACCAUUUUUUUGAUCUUUUAAAAAUGGAACC